Messenger RNA from Agelaius phoeniceus (red-winged blackbird), 1449 nucleotides. Lineage: Eukaryota; Metazoa; Chordata; Aves; Passeriformes; Icteridae. The record is from RefSeq and is a predicted model, not a curated record.
AUGUCCGGGGACUACGAGGAGGACGUUUGCCGCAGCGCGCUGCGCCUGGUGCACGAGCUCUGCUCGCCCCCCGCGCCCCGCCCGCCCCACGCCCGCUGCCUCGAGUUCACCGACCUGCUGCGGCACCGCGGGCACCCCCGGCCGGCCGAUACAGAGGUGUCGGUGUCGCUGCUCUCCGUCAUCGUCACCUUCUGUGGCCUGGUCCUGCUCGGCGUCUCCCUCUUCGUCUCCUGGAAGCUCUGCUGGGUCCCCUGGCGCCACAAGGGGGGUCCCGGGGGGGUCCCCCCGAGGAAAGACCCCCCCCAAGGCCUGGGGGGGGGUCCCCCCGAAUUUGGGGGGGACGGUGGGGGAGGGGCGGGGGGGCUGCCCAGCGUCCCCUCGCAGCAGCUCGGGGGGGGGAUGGGCGGCAGCUCGUCGCUGCCCCCGGUCCCCGAGGAGCCCCCUGCCCACCUGGGCCAGAUCCAGCCCGAGCUCUACGGCCCCGCCGGUGACCCCGAGCCGGGCGGUGCCCGGGGCGGUGGCCCCGGCGGUGGCCCCGGGGGCGGCCCCGGCGGCGUCCCCGCGUCCCCUCCGUGCGGCCGCCUCCAGGUGUCCCUGCGCUACUCGUACGGCUCCCAGCAGCUCCUGGUGCGCGUCCUGCGCGCCCGGGACCUGCCGGCCAAGGACUCCAACGGCUUCUCGGACCCCUACGUGAAGAUCUACCUGCUGCCCGACCGCAAGAAGAAGUUCCAGACCAAGGUGCUGAGGAGGACGCUGAACCCCGAGUGGGACGAGACCUUCAGCUUCGGGGUGCCCUUCGCCGAGCUGCCGGCGCGGCGGCUGCACUUCAGCGUCUACGACUUCGACCGCUUCUCGCGGCACGACCUCAUCGGGCAGGUGGUGAUGGACAACCUGCUGGAGGCGGCCGAGGCGCGGCCCGAGGUGGCCAUCUGGAAGGACAUCCAGGAGGGGACGGGGGAGAAGGCCGACCUGGGUGAGGUGAAUUUCUCCCUCUGUUACCUGCCCACGGCCGGGCGCCUCACGGUCACCGUCAUCCGCGCCUCCAACCUGCGCGCCAUGGACCUCACCGGCUACUCAGACCCCUACGUGAAGGCCUCGCUGAUGGCCGAGGGCCGGCGGCUGAAGAAGCGCAAGACGUCCAUCAAGAAGAACACGCUGAACCCCAACUACAACGAGGCGCUGGUGUUCGACGUGCCCCACGAGAGCGUGCACCACGUCAGCCUCACCAUCGCCGUCGUCGACUACGACUGCAUCGGGCACAACGAGGUGAUCGGGCUGUGCCGCGUGGGCAGCGACGCCGACGGCCCCGGCCGCGAGCACUGGGCGCAGAUGUUGGCGAACCCCCGCAAGCCCAUCGAGCACUGGCACACCCUGGUGGAGGAGAAGGCUCUGACCAAGGCGGCCCCGCGGGACAAAGCGGCCCCGGGAGAGGCCCUGGGCCCGCCCUGA